This is a messenger RNA of Pelagomonas calceolata, 1558 nucleotides long. Lineage: Eukaryota; Pelagophyceae; Pelagomonadales; Pelagomonadaceae. The record is from the annotation of a GenBank genome assembly.
GUGCACACUGAUCGCCAGCGCCUCGUCGUAGUCGCAUCGAUGCAACCUCCAGCGCUGCGCAGAGAUCGGCAGUCGUGCGACUCGCCACUGCUGUGAAAAUGGGCACAUUGUGAGAGCACCACUUUUUACGCCAUCGAAGCGAUGGCUGCACGCUGUCGCGGCUACCUCGCCGGCUUGCAAAGCUGGGUCUCGCCUCGAACUCGUCAAACAUUGCUCGGCGGCGAACCUUUUGGUAGCUUCGAGCAUUCGUACGACGCGCUCGGCGGCGUCGACAACGCGGACCUACUCGCCUUCGAGGCCGACCUAAAAUCAACACGCGGCUGGGAGUUCAAAUACGGGUCGCGGAACUGGAGCGUCGUCGAAGCCGGCGGCGUGCGCGCUCUGCUCAACAACGAGGCGCCGGCGGCCGUUCAGAGCAGCAUUCGCGUCGACGGCGGCCCGCCGCCCCUCUCCGGCCCGCUCGGGUCCGCUGUGGGCGGCCUCGGCCUCGCUGCACCCCUGUACAAGUCGGCGGGUUUCGGUGGGUGGGGGAAAAAGCCGGCUGUGCUGCUCCUGGGCGGCGGCGGCUGCGCGUUACCACCCGUCCUUCGCGACGCGCUAGGAGCGACCGUGACAGCGGUGGAGCCGGACGAUGAAGUUCGGAGCAUCGCGCGCGAGUAUUUUGGGGCGCCCGCGGAGUUGACCGGCGACGACGCGGCCGAGGGCGCGCCCGCGGUGCCAACGCCUGGAAGUUGGGGCCACCUCGUCGGCGGCUGCGGCGCCACGGCGGUGACGGAGGCGCGCGAUGGCAGUUUUGACAUUGUUGUUGUCGACGCCGCGGACGGUGGGAAUGCGCCGCCUGACGCGUUGGCGUCGCCUGCGUUCUUCGCGGAUGUAGGUCGAGUUCUCGCUCCGAGGACGGCGGUCCUGGCCGUCAAUCUGGUCGCCCGGGACGCCGAGACCCUGACGCGUGUACGCGACGCGGCGGCCGGCGUCGGCGGCGAGCUGUUUGAAUGUGAGCUGCCGGCGCCGCUCGUUGCGGAAGGAUCUCCCGAUUUCGCGCGGCUCCUGUUCGCGGUCCGCGGCUAUGAUACGUCACCGUUGUGGGGGCAUCCGCUCCUCGCGCACGUUGAUGAGUCGGAGUUGUGGAUGACAGGGUUCCGGGGUCUUGUGUAACGUUGUUUUGUUGACUCGUGCGACUGCGACGACGGCUUUGAACUUGCUAGUGUCUUCAUGCCGCUAGCAUUAUGUGGGGCACGCGCACAUCGAAGCAUUGACACGCACCAUCGAGCACCAACGCGCCGGGGAAGAGCUGAGGUUCAACAGAGACUCAGACACGCCCUGCGGGCCGGGGCCCAACGCGGCGCCGGCGGAGGGUGGCGGCGGCGGUUCCAAGAAAAAGAAGAAGUCGUCGAACGACUCGCUGGCGCUCGGGCUCGGCCUCGGGUUGGGUUUGGGCGGCUUGCUGUUGAUCGGGCUCGUCGCCAUGCUCUGUAUGUCCAAAAAGAAGUCUCCGACGUCGACGCGCGACGCGGACGUCGAGAACGAGAUGGUCAAGACGGGCGCAGCCAUGUCCUGA